Recurvomyces mirabilis is the source of this 1002-nucleotide messenger RNA. RefSeq lists its product as uncharacterized. Gene Ontology annotation, molecular function: hydrolase activity. NCBI's taxonomy places the organism in Eukaryota, Fungi, Ascomycota, Dothideomycetes, Mycosphaerellales, Teratosphaeriaceae. The coding region runs from base 1 to 1002 and encodes 333 amino acids. The transcript has 2 exons. The record is from RefSeq and is a predicted model, not a curated record.
AUGGCAGACGAAGACUUGGCCACACGAGCUCCCGAGAGCGAUGCUCAAGAGGAUGCGCAGGCGAAGAGCGGCAUUCCGGGCGACACGAAGCCUGAUCAAGGUGCCGCCAGUAUGGGAGAGAUCACAAAGUACAACGACACAGAAGUCUACAUCACCAAACCCGCCGACUACCCGCAUACCUCUGCCAAACUUCUGCUGCUCUUGACGGGAGGAACAGGAAUCCAUAGCACGAACAACCAAUUACAAGCGGAUAGAUAUGCGGCUGAAGGUUAUCUUGUGGUCAUGCCAGAUCAGUAUGCACCACCUUAUCACCAAAUCAUACCACCGACCAGCUUCACUAACACAGCUUCCUCAUUCAGGUUCGGCGGCGACCCAGCCCCCGCAACCACUACCUCCACCGCACCCGCCUCCGAGAAUCCCAGCGUAAUCGAGCAAGUCAAACUCGCCGUCGCCACAACCGCCAAAUCCUUCACGAUAGACAUGUGGCUCGCACGCCACACGCCGGAGAAAGUCCUCCCGAUCCUCCACCGCGUCUUGACGUCCGUGAAAGAGGAAUUUGCGGAUGCGGCGGGGAACGGGUUUUACGCGGUUGGAUAUUGCUUUGGUGCGAAGUAUGUCCUACUGCUGGGAAGUGAGUUGCAUAAAGAUGUAGCACAAGGACAGCGAGCACCGGAAAGUACGGCGGAAGAGGGGAUGAUGAAGCAAGGGCCGCAGUUCAAGGCUGGAGCGAUCGCGCACGGGACGUUGAUAACGAAAGAGGAUUUGGCGGGCGUGAGUGUGCCGCUCUGCGUAGUGGCGGUGGAGGACGAUGCGAUGUUUCCAGAUCACGUGCGGAAGGAAGGGGCGAUGGCGUUGAGGGAGAAGGGGGUAGAGCAUGAGGUAAGUGUGUACGCGGGUGUGCCACAUGGCUUCGCUGUGUUGGGAGAUUACGAGGAUGGGAAGAUUGUGGCGGAGCAGGAGAAGGCUUUUGGGCAGAUGCUGGGGUGGUUGAAGGCGCAUUGA